CUAUGGGAGGUGUAUGAGAGGAGGAUGAGUGUUGGUGGAGCCCCAGGCCUGCUGGUGGUAUGGGAGGUGAAUGAGUAGGGUGACAGUGUUAGUGGCGCCCCAGGCCUGGUGGUGCUACACUGGGGACGUCAUCGCCUGCAGCAGGAGCCCGCUGGCCGGCCGCGGGGGUUAUCACACACACUGCCAACUCCGCCCCGCUCCAGAUGCCUACCAACACCAACCACAUAUUUGCUUCAUGUAUAGAUUACCUAUAUGCGACGGCAUAUCACAUAGGCAGUUUAACGUCUAACUUACGCAUAGGGAGUAUGGCAUGGUUAGUUUAUGAUUAAGAGGUACCCAAUGGAGAGAGAGAGGAAUUUAGAACGAAGGAGUUAGUGUUUGUAUGAGGGAGUGAGUCACGUGGUGUAGCAGGGAUGGCCGACACCCUAAACACCCCGCCACUCUCCUCUGUCAUGGCCACCAACACACACACCCAGGAGCAGCAGCAGCAGCACGCCCUGCUUCAGCCCCCUCCACCCAGGAUGAUAUCCGAGCGGGCCCACCAGACCCUCUCCUACCCGACCUUCGCCAGCCAGUACACCAAGCACAUCCAGGAGGACCUCUACCACCCUCUGGACAACCCGCAGGGCAUCAUCAAUAUGGCUCAAGCUGUCAAUCGGCUCCUGGAGGAGGAAGUCUUGGCUCGGAUAAAUAAACCAGAUGCAUUGACCCUAACCUCACGUCACCAGUACUACUCGGACACCUCAGGCAUCACUGAGCUACGGACUGCUAUUGCAAACUUACUUACUCGCCACCAUAAGCCAAGCAAAUCUAUUAAUCCAGAUAAUUUAGUAGUGAUGAAUGGAGUAACAGCCUGUUUGGAUGCCCUCUCACAUACACUCUGUGACCCCAAUGAUGUAGUCAUUACUCCUACACCUGUCUACGGCCGCAUCUAUACCGACUUUCAUGACCGUUCAGCAGCUACUGUAGUGCCACUUGUCUGCUCUCAAGAGGACAACUUUUCUUUUGACCCACAAGAAUUAGAAAAGCUCAUACAGAAUAUAGAGGAUGAGGGUCGAUGUGUCCGUGCAUUGGUGCUGUUGAAUCCCCAUAAUCCCCUUGGUCAUAUUUACUCCAAUAGUCAGUUGAGAAGACUCCUAGAAAUAUGUGCUCAGCAUGAAGUCCAUGUGAUCAUUGAUGAAAUUUAUGCCUUUUCAAUAUUUGAUGAAGAGGAAGGCUUCAGCAGUGUACUUUGCUUCAAAUCUCUACCUGAUGCACAACGAACACAUGUUGUUUGGGGAUUUAGCAAGGAUUUCUCAGUUCCUGGGUUUCGUCUGGGUAUGAUCCACAGCUUAAAUCCAUGGGUUUUGUCGUGCCUUCGAACAUUAUCACAUUACCACUCCUGUCCACAACUUAUUCAGCAUGCUGCUGCUACUCUCAUAAAUGAUGAAGAAUGGUGUGACGAUUUUUACAUUCCUACAAGCCAACAGAGGCUCGCUGAGGCAUACCAGAAGACUCGUCAGCGUCUGGAGGCAAUGGGAGUAGUGGUGAGGCGAGCCAAGGCGGGUCUUUUUAUCUGGGCUAGCAUGCAGGCUUUCAUGCAACCUUGUACUAAAGAACAGGAGAUGGCUUUGUUUAUGGCUUUGGUAAAUGGGGGUGUCUGCAUAUUGCCUGGCCAGAAAUUGCAAUGCGUCAACCCUGGGUGGUUUAGGAUAGUGUUUGCUGUGCCAGAAGAAGAACUAGACAAAGGACUUUCAAGGAUAGAAGCUGUUUUAUCAGUAUGGAAGAAAACUAGCGAAUCGGAGUCUUCAUAGUCAUCAGGUGAACAUUGGAUUUCUUAAUUUUAAUGUAGUUGUUUAGCUUAGUCAUAUUUUUUUUAAAUUUAACAUUAUGUGUGACAAUUCAUGGUGUGGAUUUGUCACUGAUGGAACACCUUUGUUUAUGUGAUACUAUGAAAACCAUGAGAAAUUGAAUAGGAACCUCAGGAUCUGUAAGUUUCAAUGGGCUUUCUAACACAUCUAACUGUUAGUUGUUCAAACUAUAGUUACCUCGAGUUUCCAUAUAUCAAAAGCUUUAAAAGAUGUGUAGAGAGAACAUAUACUUUUUAAAUAAUGAAAGUAUUUAAUGAGUUUCCUAUUUCAUAUAUUGUCUUGUAAGUACUGUACUGUACCUAUCAAAUUGGCAUGAGAAAGUUCAAGCUGUAGCUUCCUAGUAGCUUGAACUCUUUCUUGCAAUUUUGAUGAGUACUGUACAAAUAUCUUUCAUUUAAUUGUUGCUCUUGAGUAAUGUUGUUGAGUAUUUGGAGUUAAUAUGCUAUAUCUUACUAUUUAACAUUUUUGGUUGAUAUUAUAAAUGUUUCCAGCUGAUGCUGACUUCCAUUGGGUCCAAGUAUGAACAUACAUUAUCCAAACUUGUGCUUUGUGUAGAGUCAGCUGAAUUUAUAUUUAUAAUGCAAUAGCUGCAAGAAUAGUCUAUUUGUUUGUGCUCUUGUCAUUUCUUGCUCACCCACAUAAAAUUCUUUAAUUUUUAGUGGUUUUAACACAUAAUCAAAACUGGAUCCUUAGGUGGGAGGUUUUUACAAUAACGUCCUGCUUACUACAGUAAAGAAAGGAAUGAUAUGAAUAAUUUUCUUCUGUAGCUCUUUAAUUAUAAUGUAAUUUGCCAGUAGGAUGAAUUGCCAACUGCCUGCUCAGCAUGUUCAUUGUAAAAAGAGCUGUUUAGAUGUUGAAUUAAUCUAUAUCCAUUUGAGCCCAUUUUCUUGUAUACAUGUUUUAUCAUUCAUUUUGAAGCUUUUGAGUCAAUCUGCAUGAAAUUUGUUAAUGCUGUGGAUCACACAAUUUAACAAAACAAAUUUCUCUACCAUAUAAAACAGAACGGUUUAAAUUUAAUAAGCAGUAUUCAGUGAGUGAGCAUAGUUUGAAUGAAAGGUAUUAAGUGGUGUCAGUUUUCUGGUAAAUAGUAAAAAGGCUUAUUUGUCGGUGAUGCUAUAUGGUGUUAAUGCAGAGACGUGUGAUAAAUAUUUGUAACAUCUAUGACCUUCUUUCAAUGUAUUGUUCCCCCCACCCCCCCACUUUUUAUUCUCUAGUCUGAUGCCUCCCAACCACAUGAAAGUGGGGAACAGAAUGAGUAUAAUAGUGGUAUAAUUCAUGUCCAUUUCUUAGACUAUUUAUGCACAAGCUGUACCAAAGUAUAUGAAUGUCUGAUAAAUAUUGUGUAAAACUGUUGCAUAUUAUAUUUUCACAGACCUUUUCUGAAUUAUUUAUUCACUACCUACCUGUUGACUACCUGUUUUUGUUAAUAUUAAGUUUUGUGUGUAAUCUGUUUUAAAAUAUUAAGAAAUACAUUAAAUUUAGCAAAAGCUGGAUUCAAUGUAAUAUCAGAGAGGGUCCAGUUCAAAUUAAUCCAUUCGAGUGGGAGUGGUGUGCAUACUGUGUUGAUAAAUUAUUGUUAUAUUAAAACCAAAGAAGAUUUGAUUGUUUAUAGUUUUCAGAAGUUUAUCUGAGCUUCAGAAUCAUCUCUUGAAAACAGGUAAUACUUCAGAACCUGAUUGCUAUAUGCUCACUGCCAUUUGGUAACACAUGUUACAAUCCAUCUGUGCUAAAUUUUCAUAAAUAAAAUGCACUUACUGGCCCCCCCAUCCCCUGCCUAAAGCCAGUUGCUUUCCAAAAACUAGUCACUGUUUGAUAAGUGAGAUAAAAAUGAUGCUGGUAUUAUAUCUAGUUGUUCCACAAAAAAAAUCUACAUUAAUUGAUAAAACAAUCAGUAUCAAAUAAAUACCUUUGAUUCAGUUUCAUUUUAAUGUAUUAGUGCUGAGUUAUUUUAAUGUAUUUUGCAUCCCAGUGUCACUGUUAAAAAAACAGUUACGAAGACUGGGGAGGAAAAUUUUGGGACUGGCUAGGAAGACAUACUAGUACACAUUACCUUUGUCACUGAAGAAAUCACUUUUUAUUACCUGUCAUUAUGUGAUUACUUAAAUGUCAAUGCAGUAGCAGUAUUAUAAAUGUGUCCCUAAGUUUAUCACCCAAAUAAAAUCAUCAGUGUUUCAAGAAAAGUUUUUUUUAAUUCUCAAGUACUGGUAAUAGUGAAAUUUGCUUUAUUUAUUUUUUUAAAUUAAAUAAAUAUCUAUAGUACUGUAUCAUCUUUGUAAAUUUGUAUGGAAACUUUACUGUUAAUAUUAUUCUGUUGGCCAAAUGAAUGUGUGUAUUUUUUUCGUGUGAGACUCCUGUGCAUGUCAUGGCACAGUAAAAUCAGUGGGAGAAUUCAUGUGUAAAAAUUCAGAGUAGCUAGAAAAUCACAUGGAAUUCCUAUUUAUGUAGUGGUCAUAAAUGGGUUUUGGGGGGCUUGUAUUGCAGUACUGUAUUGAAAUUAAAUUAUUAUGAUAUUUAU
Procambarus clarkii (red swamp crayfish) is the source of this 4365-nucleotide messenger RNA. Its product is annotated as probable inactive 1-aminocyclopropane-1-carboxylate synthase-like protein 2. Gene Ontology annotation, biological process: amino acid metabolic process; biosynthetic process. The record is from RefSeq and is a predicted model, not a curated record. Gene Ontology annotation, molecular function: pyridoxal phosphate binding; transaminase activity. Lineage: Eukaryota; Metazoa; Arthropoda; Malacostraca; Decapoda; Cambaridae.